Molecule: messenger RNA, 2915 nt
Organism: Phytophthora nicotianae INRA-310
Lineage: Eukaryota; Oomycota; Peronosporomycetes; Peronosporales; Peronosporaceae
Exons: 1
Coding region: 605-1288 (227 amino acids)
Source: RefSeq, a predicted model, not a curated record
GAUUGCUGCGGUUGGGCGCAAUCUCUUGUGAACCAAAGGCCGUCAUCGAGUCUCCGCCCAGAUGGCCGCUGUUGGCCCAAGAUCGCCGCAUAGAUCGCUGUUCCAAGCCUACAGAAUCGCUUCAAGACCAUUCAAGACCAUCCUAGCACAUUACUGCAGUGAGGAUGUAGCCACCUCAAAUCGCAGCCACUUUGACUCGAGUGCAGCUUUCCUCGGCGCUUCAUGGUGAAAGCUAUCAUGGUCGGGCGUGAUAAUUCAAGACGAAUGAGGGUGUGGCGCGCGAAAGAGAGAGCAAGGCAUUUGUCUGUGGGUGACAUUUUUAUUUGGCAUGCAAGAGAGCAUUCGACGAUGGCUCCAAUCUUUGAAAAUUGCUACAUUUCUCAGUCUGAAGAAGACCGAGUUCAAAGUCCUAACAUUAAAGCGAAGGGAGCCCCCAUGCUCACCUCCGUGCUCGAAUCACUCCAUCAAGUUCAAUCCGGCGACGAUCAAACCGUCGUCUUUCCGACCAACGAUAUUGGGGGACUAGAUUUCUGUUGAUGGGACGGCGUACCAUCGCAUAAGCCUACAAUUGGCCAUUCUACGAAUCCUUCCAUUUUGUUUUAUCAUGGCGCCGACCUCCGCGGCAACGUCUCCGCGAGUCUUCACGCCGACCCAAGCUGCGGUCGUGGCUCUCCACGCAGCCGGAUCUUCUCCAUCCACACCUUCCCCGAAAACCCGCAGCCGCAGCGGUUCCUUCCUCCCGCUGCAGCGUUUCGAGUGCGUGCGAGUGGCCAAGAAGCUCCGUCGCGAUGGCCAUCGCUUGUACGUCGCCUCCGUCUUCCUCCACCGCAGCGAGGCGCAGCGCCGCCGCUCGGAGGGCGUGUAUAAGGUCACGCCCGCCUCCAAACUAUCGGUGGAGGCCAUGCACGCCGUAAUGAUGGCUGAGCGUCAGCCGGACUUUGUAGUGGAGCGCCGUUUCUCGGAGUUCCGCCAGUUGCGGGACCGCGUCACGGCGCUCGUAAGAGCCGAUGCAGCGCACGUGAAGACGUGCGUGGAUUGCCAGGACCUGUUGCGUGUUGUUCUCAGCCCGAAGCACCGGAAUUGGACUGUAAGGCGGAUGUGUGGCAACAAGGAGCAGCGAUUCGCGCUGCUCACAGCGUUCGUGAACGAUCUACUGAUGCUAACGAGCGGGAGUAUCACUCACGAGACGUCUGCUGUAGCUAAGCACUGUAAAGUGCGGGUUCAAGUGGCCGAGAUGUUGCAGGACUUUCUUAAGCGCGAGUACGAAGACUCGCUCGGUAUAAUUUAACGUCGAGGUAACAAGAGAAGAAAGAUGACAAGAUAUUUACACUACUAGCGGGUGUACUUGAGGUUUGUUCUACGCGGUGUGCGUGUCUUCUGGUUCAGUGUCAAAUAGGAAGUUGUGCAGCAUCUGAGGAAUAUGAGCUUGACCUGAACACACCUCGCCGCCGUCAACUGACGAGUUAUGCACGGUGAGGGCAAGCAGGUCAUUGACCAGUUUGGUGAGCUUGCGGAGUGCUCUCUCCUCGCCCAUAAGCCGCAGCGUCAACGCUUCCGGGUCGACACUGCCCAGCACAUAGAGCUCGACCAGCUCGGCGCAAAAUUCGCAGUGCGUAUAGUCGUGAGCUGACCAUGCAGCGUCGUAAAUGCCGCCCCGCAGUUGUGCGAAUUCGCCCAAGGUCUUCUCCGUUCGCACUGCCGCCUUUAGCGGUCUACGAUCCGCGCUGAUGGGGCUCUCGCUGUCUACGGAGCUACGGAAAACCUCGAUCGUGUAGAGAGCGUUGCUACGCUUGCCUUUGCGACUCGACACGCGGAUAUCCACGAUGGUCUUAAGCUUUAGCAACGCCUGUCGCCGCGCUGACACCCACGCGGGCUCGAUGGACACGGGGAUCAGCAAUUGCAGCUUGCAUUUGCUCGACAGGUUUGGCAGCAUUGUCGAGAUGAAAUCACACGCCACCACUGGGACAAAAUACUGGAAGACGCUGCGAGUGCCUGGCACAUUUGAGAAUGGCGUGGCAGGUCCCCUCGGUUGGCUUCCAAGGGCUUCAAAUGCGUAGGGCGUAGGCACGCGCAGCUACAUCUAAACAUCAACUGAACCGUGUGAUGGUCGGUGUAUACAGCGUAUACUUGUUGUGGACACAAUCAAAUGGUGCUUCGCAUCGACUUCAAUGAUGCAUCGAGAAAGCGAUUAAGUUGGAUCGAUUAUUCGGUGAUACACCUUACGACACGGACAAGAAUUGUGGACAUGGCUAGCUAUUAUCGCAGUCUAGGCAGCUUCAUUUGCUGCAUUGAAAAGGAAGGCGUGGACGAUUUGAGGUACAGUGGUCUGUCCGGAACAGCAGCCUCGAGCGUCGAUGGAGGUGUGCUGAACGGUAAGCGAAAGUAUCUCCUCCACGAACUUCUCCACUGUACGUGCUAACCGCUUGCCACCGAACAAGCCGACAAGGAAUCCGUCGGGAUUCGCCCCAAACACGACCUGGUCCAUGAACCCCGCGCAGAACUCGCAAGGUUCCGAGCGAUGCGCGUCGUGGACGAUAUUGUACACUUUGUUGCGAAGAUCCACAAACUCUAGCAACGUCCGUUCGAUCCGGACGGUCGGUCUGCGUAGCCUUGCAUCGUCCUGCACUCCUUCAUUAUCCGUACUGGUGGGGUCCGAACUCGCAGAGUCGGCGAAUACUUCGACGACGAACCAGUCUUUCUUGUCAUUUCCAGCGCGACGCACUUGAACCGCGUCGACUUUCUUGAGUUCCAGCAGUGCAUUUCGUCGAGCCGACACAAUGGAAGGUGUAAUUGUGACUGGUACCAGCAGUUGAAGGUUUGAGCCCAGCUUGUUGGAGAGCGGUGGUAACAUGGUGACACGGUGAUAAAAAGUCUUAGUUGUACGCUUGCUUCACGUUAAAACUGAAAAUGAGGUA